GGAGAGGAAUAGAGCUGGGGCAGGAUGCUCUCUGAAAUUAACGAAAAAUGUUGGUCAGCAUGCUGGGUUCUCUAAUCUAAUGUUUCUGUUAUCAGGAAUAGAAACUGAAAGGGAGAAACACACACCAGUAAAACAGGACACAGCUUGGGAGGCUGUAGUGAAAGCCAUGGCCACUGGCUGGAACAGAGAUCAUGAAUCCAGAGGCAUCACACAGGGGGGGAAGAUAUCCCAGGAGACAUUUAUAGACACUUAUGACCCAAGUGUCCUUCGAAGGGAGCAAUACAUGCUCUAUGAAAUCAAGUGGAGCAACAACAAAAGGCCCCGGCAGAACUGUUGCCAUAGCACUCAAACGGAGCAUGCUGAAAUCUACUUCCUGGAAGAUGUCUUUCAGAAGCAAAGAUCUGAUCCUUCUGCCCACUGCUUCAUCACCUGGUUCGUGUCCUGGAGUCCCUGUGGGGACUGCUGCAAGCAAAUCAGGGAUUUCCUGAAGGAACAGCCUAAUGUGAAACUAUUUAUUUAUGUAGCACGGAUCUACUGGCACAAAAGGGAAAUCAAUCGUCAGGGUCUACGGAACCUGAUGAACAUCGGAGUGUCCAUCCGAGUCAUGUACCUCCCAGUUUAUAGAUACUGUUGGAGAACAUUUGUCGACAAAGAGGACAAGUAUGAAGAUUAUUGGCCCAGGCACUUUGCUCCAUGGAUAAUGCUAUAUUCUCUUGAACUUCAGUCCAUCCUUCAGAACAUUCCCUCUUGCUUAAAGAUUUCAUCAUUUAAGAACCAGAGUCCAGUUUUCAGCCUAUGUGUAGAUGAGAAACAGAAAAGAGCACUCGCAUUAGCCAAUCCCUAUUACUGGGGAGCCGCCGCCUGCUGUGCCCCACGUGACACCGGAGCCGGGUGCGGUGAGCUGCUGGGGAGAGCGAGGGGACCGCUGGGCAGAGAGCCCAGCGCAGGGAGCCAGCCCCAGACAGGAAUAGAAACUGAAAGGGAGAAACACACACCAGUAAAACAGGACACAGCCUGGGAGGCUGUAGUGAAAGCCAUGGCCAGUGGCUGGAACAGAGAUCAUGAAUCCAGAGGCAUCACACAGGGGUGGAAAAUAAGCCAGGAGGAUUUUGUGGAGAAUUAUGACCCAAGUGUCCUUCCAAGUGUGACUUACCUUCUCUAUGAAAUCAAGUGGAACCAUCGCAGAAGGCACUGGCAAAGAUGGAUCUGUAGUGCUGGUGGUGAGCAUGCUGAAACAUACUUCCUGGAAGAUAUCUAUAGAAAGCUAAGAUCUAAUCCUUUUGUCCACUGCUCCAUCACCUGUUACAUAUCCUGGAGUCCCUGUGGGUACUGCUGCCAGGAGAUCAUGGAUUUUCUGGAGAAAAUGCCUAAUGUGAAUCUAGUCAUUUAUGUAGCACGGCUCUACUGGCACAAAGAGGAAACCAAUCGUCAGGGUCUGUGGAACCUGGAGAAUAUUGGAGUGUCCAUCCAAGUCAUGGAUCUCCCAGAUUAUAACUACUGUUGGAGAACAUUUGUUGACGAUGAGGACAAGUAUGAUGAUGAAGAUGAUUAUUGGCCCAGGCACUUUGCUCCAUGGAUAAUGCUAUAUUCUCUCGAACUCCAGUCCAUCCUUCAGAACAUUCCCUCUUGCUUAGAGGUUUCAUCAGAUGAGAACUAUACUCCAGUUUUCAGCCUAUGUGUAGAAGAUGAGGAACAGAAAAGAGCACUCACAUCAGCCAAUCCCUAUUAGCUGCCAGUAUCCUGGCCUGGGCAGCCAACCGGUCUCUGGAAGCCAUGAGUGUCUUGAACCAGGCCAUCAACUGCUAAGCAACAGAAACCACUUGACAGGAAACAUCACCCACAUUAAAGCGCCACAAUUUGGGGAGGGGAAGAGGAUGCAGCCAGAAUGAGUGCAACAGAGUGACUGCUUUGCUAACACAGCGUGUUUUCUCAGUUGGUGGGUUACUCUUGCAUGAGCUGAUAGAACAGUAGCUCUCAAACUUUUAUACUGGUGACCCCUUUCACACAGCAAGCCUCUGAGUGUGACUCCCCCCAUAUAAAGUAAAAAC
Molecule: messenger RNA, 2048 nt
Organism: Gopherus evgoodei (Goodes thornscrub tortoise)
Lineage: Eukaryota; Metazoa; Chordata; Testudines; Testudinidae
Exons: 11
Coding region: 80-1729 (549 amino acids)
Biological process (GO): cytidine to uridine editing
Cellular component (GO): cytoplasm; nucleus
Molecular function (GO): cytidine deaminase activity; RNA binding; zinc ion binding
Source: RefSeq, a predicted model, not a curated record